This is a messenger RNA of Talaromyces marneffei, 1329 nucleotides long. RefSeq lists its product as uncharacterized. Gene Ontology annotation, molecular function: protein binding. The transcript is spliced from 3 exons. The record is from RefSeq and is a predicted model, not a curated record. The coding region runs from base 1 to 1329 and encodes 442 amino acids. NCBI's taxonomy places the organism in Eukaryota, Fungi, Ascomycota, Eurotiomycetes, Eurotiales, Trichocomaceae.
AUGAAUCAAAUCCUGACGACGAGACAAGCGGAGGAGUUGCACAAGUCAAUGGUCGCGUACCUCUCCUCACUCGAAGCCUCUAAGAGUACUGCUGCUCUACGCGAAGAGCUCGUCCUUCCCGAUACUUUUGAUGAUGCAACCUGCAAGAAGUAUGCAGGGCUGCUGGAGAAAAAGUGGACAGGAAUUGCUCGACUUCAAAAAAAGAUACUAGAUUUAGAAUCCAAAGUCGCCGGUCUCCAAGCAGAACUCUCUUCUCUCACCCUAACGUCGCGUUCAAAAGGCGGCCAAGACCCCGAUAAUUGGCUUCCUGGGCCAGCAUCAACACGUACGUUCGAAUCUCACCGAGACGCCAUUACAUGUAUCGCAUUCCACCCUAUCUUUACAUCGCUUGCUUCCAGUUCUGAAGACUGUACGAUCAAGAUCUGGGACUGGGAACUCGGCGAGUUGGAAAGAACUCUCAAGGGCCAUAUAAGAGCUGUCACUGGACUCGAUUUCGGCGGGCAAAAAGGGAAUACACUGCUGGCAUCCUGCUCUAGCGAUCUCACAGUCAAGCUUUGGGAUCCAAGCAAGGGUUAUGCCAAUAUUCGAACGCUUUCUGGCCACGAUCACUCUGUUUCGGCCGUUCGCUUUCUAACAUCUACGGAAAAUCUCCUUGUUUCUGCCGGUAGAGAUGCAUCAAUCCGAAUAUGGGAUGUUUCAACUGGAUAUUGUGUGAAAGUGCUGAGAUCAAGUGAUGCUUGGAUUCGCGAUAUAUCUCCUUCAUUUGACGGCAAAUGGUUGGUAGCAGGGGGUCGUGAUCAAGCAGUCACCGUUUGGGAAGUUGCAACAGCAGAGCAAAAAUCGGCAUUACUGGGUCACGAGAAUUACAUCGAGUGUUGUGUUAUUGCACCUCCAACAAGUUAUGAACAUCUUGCUACCCUUGCCGGACUGAAGAAGCCACCUGCUCCAAGUAGCUCAUGCGAAUUCAUUGCAACGGGAGCUAGAGAUAAAACCAUUAGACUCUGGGAAUCCCGGGGGAGACUCAUCAAAACUCUUGUUGGCCACGAUAACUGGGUAAGAGAUCUGGUAUUCCACCCAAAUGGGAAGCAUCUUAUCAGUGUUGCGGACGAUAAAACGAUACGUUGCUGGGAUCUCUCUCAGGAAGGGAAACUGGUCAAGACUAUUGAUAACGCACAUAGCCAUUUCGUGACUUGCAUGCGGUGGGGUCCAAGUGCAACGACCGACGUUGAAACGACCAAUGGAGUGACAAAUAAGGGCACCACGAAGUCUAAGUUUCAAUGCGUCAUCGCAACUGGAAGUGCGGAUUCAUGCGUCCGGGUGUUCUCCUAA